AUGUACGGAGACCUGGCUAAUAAAUUGGUCCUCGAGGCGAAGAGAACAAAACAACUAAACAGUAGAAGUAUUCAGCAGUCGAAACUACCAUUAUAUCAUGAAGAGUUAGUACAGAACAUUUUGAAAGAAGUGGGACAACUGAAGAAGAAUUCAGAAUACUUGAAGCAGCACCAAAUCCUAGAUGACGUAGGUGGUAAGGUCUCUAAAUGCCAAUAUUUUGUCACGCUUUUGUGUAUGGAAAGAAAUAAACGGUGCCUCUUGGCAUAUCAAAAGCUGAGAACCGAUACACUGGACAAAUUUGCAUGGGAUAAUAAUGGAAUAGAUUUAUUGAACGGCUUUGACGAUGUUGAUCAGAAUGCCAGCGAUUUAUCGCGCCAUGAACUUGAAUAUGUGAAAGAAUAUUCUGAUUUGAUUACCGAUCUAAAAAGUGGCGAGCUAGCAAACGUGGACUUAUCUGGCAGUUUGAAACCACCAAGUGACGUGUUCAUAGAUGUAAGGGUAUUGAAAGAUGCGGGGGAGAUCCAAACCGAGUAUGGUGUAUUCAAUCUGAUCAAAGACUCUCAAUUUUUUGUUAGGCAAUCAGACGUGGAAAGGCUCAUACAGCAGGGGUAUUUACAAAAAAUAUGA
Molecule: messenger RNA, 627 nt
Organism: Zygotorulaspora mrakii
Lineage: Eukaryota; Fungi; Ascomycota; Saccharomycetes; Saccharomycetales; Saccharomycetaceae
Gene: PSF1
Product: DNA replication protein PSF1
Exons: 1
Coding region: 1-627 (208 amino acids)
Biological process (GO): DNA strand elongation involved in mitotic DNA replication; DNA replication
Cellular component (GO): GINS complex
Source: RefSeq, a predicted model, not a curated record